ACCGUUACAGAAGUCUUUUCAAGAACACCAGUCUCGAGUUACCUACCUACCUGUCGUCAAGCACAAUUUCAAGAGACAAAAUCAGCGCGAGUUUUUGGUUAACGAAUAACAAACGAGGCCACCGCCUCGCUACCUAAACGAAAAAAAAAAAAACAACAAAAAGACACAAAAAUCACCAAGUAAAUGACUGGAUAAUUUUCUAAAUAAGCAAGAAUCAAAAAUCCUUCAGUCAAUAUAACUGAAGAAAAUCUACAGAAAUCAUGAAACUGUGUUACACGUUAUUUCUGCUUUACACCACGCAUUGCAUCUAUGGGGCUACCGGUGCUGUAAUAAGAAAGGAACCGGCAUUCGCUACGCCUACGUAUUCCAACAGCUACUUACCAGCUGCCAUACAGGUGACGAUACACAUUGUUGACCAAAUAAAAAGAGCCGACGCCGAAGAAGCUGAGCAAAAAUUGUCGAUCAUUGAAGCGACGAGUCCGCAUCCACCCGGACAAGAACAACCUCUGCCCGGAUCGGCAUCCGUAGCAAAUGAAACGGAAACCAACGUCGCACUCGUCGAGAACGCGACGGUUUCGGACGAGGAAAAAUACUACGAUCCGCCGGAGAGGUAUCAAGAAGAGGCGUUGAUAUUCGCGAAACCGCCGGGGGUCAAUUACGAGAAAAUCAACGCAAGUGAAUUAUUAACUCCUGAAGUGAAUCAGGAGGAAUCGGAAAUUGUGUAUGGUCUGCCUGAAUCGAAUUACGAACUUCCGGAAUCUAAUCAUGAAAUACCGGAAGAAAGUAACGUGAAUGCAUCGCAAUUAGGGACAUCGUCGGAUGUAGCCACCCCUGACGCUGUUGCUGCCGUUGAUGCUGAAACCGUGCUGAAUAACGGUGACGUUGUCGCGGCUUCCGUAAACAAGGCGAACACUUGCGUUGAAUUGAAAACUAGUUCGAAACUACCGACUGCGACAAAUGCGACGCAGUCUACCGUCGACAGCGUUGUCGAGGAAAUUUACAGCAUUAUCAAAAAUACGUCGGCCACCGACAAGAACGGCGAAACGGAAGGGGGCGAUCUCAUCGUCGCACUACCCGACUGUCUGGAGGGGAAAAAUUCACCGAUAGACGGAUUAUCCGUCGAGGAAUCGUCAUCCGGAGAUAAUAAAGAGCGCCUGGAUGAAACGAAAGACGAUGAAAGAUUUUCCCUUCUCGGUGAGAAAGUCGAUCAAGUUCCGAGGCCGAGUUUGACGUCCUUUUUGAGAGGCGUUAACGGCACCGCUAACCCGACUUUGGUGGCAAUGGCCCAAUUGUACGAAGCAUUGAGUAGAGAAGCAAGAAAACAGGGCUUAUCGAAGUUCGCCGGAUAUUCAGACGAGGUUCUCGAAACUCUGAAACAAUCCGCAGGUGCUGGUGCUGGUUUGCAGCUGAAACAAUUGCUCGAAAAAAGUGUCGAAAGAAAGGAACUCACCAGAUACGAUGCCAUGGAAAGCUCGAGGCAGAUCCUCGAGAAGCUAAACGACGACGCAAGCAGACUUAGCACCGAUCUUAGGCGUUACUUACCUCUCCGUUUUAUGCCGUGAGGCGAAUUUCACCUCACCAGGUAAACUACCGGGCUUCACAUCGAGUACUGCUGAUACCUGGAACUAAAUAGUCCAUUUUCUCGUUACUGCGUGAGUGAGCUGUGAGGUAUUAUUGUUCAUGGACUUUGAUUUUUUAUAUACGUUACGAGAGUAUAAUCAAAAAAUUUUUUACGAACAACAAGAAAUGACGUAAUUUUUAUGUAUAAUUAUGUAUCACUUUAUACGUUGCAUACAACUUGUCAGAUAUUCAAUUCUAAGUAUAAACGUCAACUAUAAGCACUGAGUGAGACUGUGAAGAAUUUGGCUGAAUUAUACUUACGAUGUUUUACGUCUUCAGGUUCAAUAAAUUAUAUGUGACGUAGUA
Molecule: messenger RNA, 1926 nt
Organism: Athalia rosae (coleseed sawfly)
Lineage: Eukaryota; Metazoa; Arthropoda; Insecta; Hymenoptera; Athaliidae
Gene: ImpE3
Exons: 4
Coding region: 261-1562 (433 amino acids)
Source: RefSeq, a predicted model, not a curated record